AUGGAUGGUUCACGUACAUCGAAGGACAGACCCCGUCGAAAGAUCGCCCGGGUCGACUACCGUGAGGGCGGCAAUCAGGCAGCCCUCGGUGGAGAUGAAGAGUAUGCUGAGGACGAGGCACCGUCCAAUCCAGCCAGAUACCCGACAUCCAAGCAGCUAGACAGUGUCAAGGACGCAGCCAAGCUCGCUGACCUGCAAACUCAGUUUGAUAAUGUCAAGAGUCGCUUCGACGUCUCGCUCGAUCCUGCAUUGGUCUAUGUUCCUCAGAAUCAAUGGCGGCCUAUAUAG
Molecule: messenger RNA, 288 nt
Organism: Aureobasidium namibiae CBS 147.97
Lineage: Eukaryota; Fungi; Ascomycota; Dothideomycetes; Dothideales; Saccotheciaceae
Exons: 2
Coding region: 1-288 (95 amino acids)
Source: RefSeq, a predicted model, not a curated record